AUGGACAGAAAGAAAAUCCAAGCACUGUCUUAGUGCAGAAUCAGACCAGAUGGACCAGUCCUAAGAACCCCACUUCAGCCUCCUGCUGACUCAAAUUUCACCCACUGGUGAGACCAGCAGUCAAAUAUGCAGUGCAACUACCUCCACCUAAUCUUUGUGUGCCUCUGUCUCUUAACUCAAAGAAUUCAUAUCCUGGGGAAUCAGUUGGGCACAGAGUCUAACAGGAAUGACAAACUCUCACUCCCUGGAUUUGAGAACCUCACAGCAGGAUACAACAAGUUUCUCAGACCCAAUUUUGGAGGGGAACCUGUUCAAAUUGCUCUGACCCUUGACAUUGCAAGUAUUUCUAGUAUUUCAGAAAGUAACAUGGAUUACACAGCAACAAUAUACCUUAGGCAGCGUUGGACAGAUCAGCGGCUAGUGUUCAAUGGCAACAAGAGUUUCACCCUGGAUGCUCGUCUCGUGGAGUUCCUCUGGGUCCCUGACACCUAUAUUGUGGAGUCUAAAAAGUCUUUUCUGCAUGAAGUCACCGUGGGGAACAGACUGAUCCGGUUAUUCUCCAAUGGAACCGUCUUGUAUGCUCUAAGAAUCACUACCACUGUUGCGUGUAACAUGGAUCUGUCAAAAUAUCCCAUGGACACCCAGAUGUGCAAGCUGCAGCUGGAAAGCUGGGGUUAUGAUGGAAAUGAUGUGGAGUUUACAUGGUUGAGAGGGAAUGACUCAGUCCGCGGCCUGGAAAACUUGCGACUGGCUCAGUACACCGUGCAGAGAUAUUUCACCUUGGUCACAAGAUCCCAGCAGGAAACAGGUAACUACACAAGACUGAUCUUACAGUUUGAGCUUCGGAGAAAUGUUCUGUAUUUCAUUUUGGAAACCUAUGUCCCAUCCACUUUCCUGGUGGUGUUAUCCUGGGUAUCAUUCUGGAUUUCUCUUGAUUCUGUUCCUGCAAGAACUUGCAUCGGUGUCACCACGGUACUGUCAAUGACAACCCUGAUGAUUGGCUCCAGGACAUCUCUUCCCAAUACCAACUGUUUCAUAAAGGCUAUUGAUGUGUACCUGGGCAUCUGUUUCAGCUUUGUUUUCGGUGCCCUGCUGGAGUAUGCCAUUGCUCAUUACAGUUCCUUGCAGCAGCUGGCAGCCAAAGACAUGGGAACUUCUAAAGAAGUGGAAGAGGUCAAUAUUACUAACAUUAUCAACAGCUCCAUCUCCAGUUUUAAAAGGAAGAUCAGCUUUGCCAGUAUCGAACUCUCCAACGAUAAUGUCAACUACAGUGACUUGACGAUGAAGACAAGUGACAAAUUCAAGUUCGUUUUCAGAGACAAAAUGGGCAGGAUUGUUGAUUAUUUCACAAUCCAAAACCCCAGUAAUGUUGAUCGUUAUUCUAAACUUCUCUUCCCUUUGAUUUUCAUGUUGGUCAAUGUAUUUUACUGGGCAUACUACAUGUACUUUUGA
Tachyglossus aculeatus (Australian echidna) is the source of this 1452-nucleotide messenger RNA. It is a transcript of the gene GABRP, whose product is annotated as gamma-aminobutyric acid type A receptor subunit pi. Gene Ontology annotation, molecular function: neurotransmitter receptor activity; extracellular ligand-gated monoatomic ion channel activity; GABA-A receptor activity. Gene Ontology annotation, biological process: chemical synaptic transmission; signal transduction; monoatomic ion transmembrane transport. Lineage: Eukaryota; Metazoa; Chordata; Mammalia; Monotremata; Tachyglossidae. Bases 127 to 1452 code for a protein of 441 amino acids. Gene Ontology annotation, cellular component: GABA-A receptor complex; synapse; neuron projection. The record is from RefSeq and is a predicted model, not a curated record. The transcript has 10 exons.